Molecule: messenger RNA, 2848 nt
Organism: Hyposmocoma kahamanoa
Lineage: Eukaryota; Metazoa; Arthropoda; Insecta; Lepidoptera; Cosmopterigidae
Product: WD repeat-containing protein 3
Exons: 16
Coding region: 53-2824 (923 amino acids)
Biological process (GO): maturation of SSU-rRNA
Cellular component (GO): Pwp2p-containing subcomplex of 90S preribosome; small-subunit processome
Molecular function (GO): snoRNA binding; protein binding
Source: RefSeq, a predicted model, not a curated record
GAUUGUGCACAUGAGCCUCAGUUUUUGGUUAUAGUGAGUAGAAAACUUAAUAAUGGGCCUUACCAAGCAAUACCUACGUUAUGCACCGAGCGGUACUUUUAAUGUAAUCGCUAGCGGUGAUUGUAAUUGCAUUCAUGUGGCGUUAAACGGUGUGAGUGGAAGAUAUGUUGCGGUAGGCGCAUGUGAGCAUGUUACUAUUUGGGAUAUGCGGCUUGGAGAGAAGGCACAAGUUCUUCCUGGUGAGAAUGUCGUAGUAUCUCAAAUCGCAGCAAGUCCUACGGGAAAUCAUAUGGCUGUGGGGUAUGUGGACGGGAACAUUAAUGUGUUUGAACUAACUAAUAAUGAGAUUGUCUGUGUGUUUGCUGGACACAAAUCUGCUGUGACUUGCUUGCAGUAUGAUGAGCAGGGACAUAGACUGGUUUCUGGAUCCAAGGACACAGAAGUGAUUCUCUGGGACGUAGUGUCAGAGACUGGUAUCGCCAGAUUCAGUGGCCACAAGGGUGUCGUUACCAGUGUUUUAUUUAUCAAUGGCAAAAACUGUGUAGUCAGCUCAUCAAAAGACACCUUUGUAAAAUUUUGGGACAUUGAAACCAAACAUUGCUUUAAGACUCUUGGUGGACACCAGAUGGAGGUAUGGUCAGCAGUCUUGUUAAAAGAAGAGAGGUACCUAGUGACAGGCAGCAUGGACCAGGAGCUAAGAGUGUGGAAACUCAACUGGAUAAGCGAUGUCAAAGGUGAGGAGAAAUUAGCUAGACAGCUGGAGAUUGUCAAAUUGGAGGAAACUGACAACAUUGAGGAUACCUCAAUACUCCAGUGUCAUCAAGUGGGCACACUGGUCCGCGGAGGUCGCGGGCGAGUAGUCGGUCUUACAACUGACCUAGGCCAGUCAGUGCUGGCGUGUUACGGCACUGAUUCGUUGCUAGAACUGUUUGAGUUCUGCACAGAUGAGGAUGCGAAAACCAGGAUGGAUAAACGAAUUAAGAAACAGAGGAAAAAGUUGGCCAAAUUAAAAGAAAGUGGCGAAGCAAAUCCCGGUACAACAGAAGUGGCGGAAAUGCUAACACUAACAGAUGAAGUGCGAAGGCUGACUUCAAUAAAGCUGGAUGCGAAACUGAAGUCUACUGCUUGCUUGCUUGGCACUACGGGCGAGCUGCGAGUCGGAGUUACUUUGGCUAAUAACACUGUUGAAUUGCAUAGUAUGAAAAUGGGAGGGGGCAAUGAAGUGAAGUGCCUGAAACAAAUAACAAUGCCUGGACACCAUAAAGAACCCCGGUGUGUGGCGAUCAGUUCUGAUAACUUGGCUGUGCUAUCAGCAUCUGCAGAUUCUAUAAAGUUAUGGAAUAGGUCAAAUCAAACCAGUCUCCGCACUAUUCCCGUAACGUGCGGCCGACCAAUCAGCAUAUGCUUCGCACCGGGAGAUAGGCACGCUCUAGUGGGAUGUGCCGACGGAUCGUUGCUGGUGGUCGAUGUGGGAGCAGGCCGAGUGCUCGAGCAGAUUCCGGCUCAUACCGCCGAGUGUAACAGUGUGGGGCUAACCCCCGACUCAAGAGGUUGUUAUUCCGGUGGCGGCGAUAAAACAGUCAAACUGUGGCAGUUUGAACUAAUAGCGGAUCCGACUGGUGAAUCUAAAGCCAAGGUGUUAUCACUGCUGCACACAAGAACGCUUGAUUUAGAAGAAUCAGUACUAGGUGUUAAAAUAAGUCCAAACAAUAAGUUUAUAGCGGUGGCACUUCUGGACUCCACUGUCAAGAUAUUCUUUUUGGAUACUUUCAAGUUUUAUUUAUCCCUCUAUGGUCACAAACUGCCAGUUCUCAGUCUGGAUAUCAGCUACGACUCCACACUCAUAGCAACAGGGUCAUCCGACCGCAAUGUUAAGAUCUGGGGUAUGGACUUUGGUGAUUGUCAUAAGUCCAUAUUCGCUCACAAUGACUCUGUGACCGCGCUACAAUUUGUACCUUCGACGCAUUAUUUCUUCACCGCCGGCAAAGACGGGAAAGUGAAGCAAUGGGAUGGCGAUAGCUAUGAUAACAUUAUUACGUUAAAUGGCCACGCAGGCGAGUGUUACGGCCUAGCCGUCGGCGCGGGCGGACUGCACGCAGUCUCGUGCGGUUCAGACCGCGCGCUGCGCUUGUACACCCGCACGGAGGAACCAAUUGUGCUUGGAGACGAAGAUGAGGAGCAGGAAGGGCUGGCUACGGGAGAAAACCAUGCACCAGUUCCCGGACUACCCGGGCUAAAUAUGCCUACUAAGAAAACCAUCGGAGCGGAGAAAGCUGCGGACUCAAUAAUGGAAUGUCUGUCGGUUGGCGCCGACUACAAACGUGAAGUAGCCGAAGCUCGCGGCCAGCCCGUGCAGGCGCCGUUGCUCAUGGCUGCUUUCAACUGCUCCACUGCUGAAGAUUUCUUUGCUGAAACCGUUGCUAGGGUACGAUCUAGUGACCUGGAAGAAGCUCUUCUGCUACUCCCGUUCAACGCAGCCUGCGAAAUAGUGAGAUUGUUACCCGCCCUUUUGGACCGCGGCGACCGCAUCGAGCUAUUCUGCCGACUCGCAGUGUUCCUUCUGCGAGUGCAUCACGCGUCAUUGGUUGCUAACAAAGCCCUGCUGAAACACAUGAUACAAAUUCAGGCUAAGGCGAAUAUGCGAUUGGCGGAAUUACGGGAUAUGGUAGGCUACAACUUACAUGCCCUGCAAUGGCUUCGCCGUGAGGUGGAGGCGGCAGAAUCAGAACAGUUAUUCCGCGAAGCUACAACAGCGAGAAAGCAACGCGACAAAAGAAGACGCGCUCGGCAGGCUGUUAAACGGCCCAUAGUCACUGUUACUUAAACUUGUUCUUGCAAAUAAAUAAUU